This is a messenger RNA of Schistosoma curassoni, 679 nucleotides long. NCBI's taxonomy places the organism in Eukaryota, Metazoa, Platyhelminthes, Trematoda, Strigeidida, Schistosomatidae. The record is from the annotation of a GenBank genome assembly.
UGCCGGUCCCAAGACGGGGAAAGUGAGGAGGGUUGAACAUAGAAUCAGCAACCGCAUCCCGUUGAAAACAACUUUGCUAAAUGUACAUUUACCAUAAAAACAACUUGGAUCAAUGUAUAUCUGUGGCUGGUCCUACGUUGUAGCUCACUGACUCUCCUUGACUAUGAAAUACAACUGACCUGUUACUAUGAUCAGUCUUGAAUUUCUCAGGUACUGUUUGAGGGACUGGCUUUUCUUUAGUAACCUUACGUUGUUUCUUAUUCUUGAUCUGUAUUCAUUCAUCAACUUCCAUUGGAAUAGCAAUGACAGUCACGUUACACACAUUGUGGGAUCCUGGACUAUUGUUGAUGACUUGGGUAGUCAGGUUUUUAUUUUUCCUGCUAAAAAUGGACCUAGUCUUACUAUUAAGUUUUCUAGGCGUUUCCUGCUGACACUCAUUCUCAGGACGUUGGACAGAAGAAACUUCCUUUGAGCUUUUGUUUCUAACAAGCCCCUUUAUAAGCUGUCCUUUCUUUGGCCCAUGUAAGUCAAACGAUUCUGAGCUUCUCUGAGGUAACUUCACAUCAAUUUGUGUAUCGACCGAGCGAGUACUGUCUAUUGUGUCGUCUACGCUUGUUAAUACUUGUUUUGGCAGCAUUCACCACUGCAAUAGCUUUGGAUAGCAAGCUGUUUGCGUCCG